AAAUAACUCUCCUUUUAUUGCAUCUCUUUCCCUGUAAACUCAUACUUUGACGUUGAGAGGUUCAAGAAUUAAGCGCCAGAAAAUCCACUCAAAUUUUCGAUCAACUGAAGUUUUUACUCAAUUUUGAAACAGAAGUGUACUGAAAUCUGCCCCUUAGCAUCAAUGACGUCGUUUGAACCUAUCAUUCGAAUGGAUGAAAAUGCGUUUAGAGCUCAUGAGAAAAUUCAGCAGCCUCGAGUAACCAGGAAACCUCUUACUGAUAUGACCAACUCUAGGAAGCCACCUGCAAAGGACAAGUCAUCAGUGAAGAAUUUCAAUGGUUUCAAGGCUCCAGAGAAGGUGGUGCAGCCUAAUAAGGUUGGCAGGAAACCUCUUGGUGAUCUAACAAACUCGAAAAAGCUGACUGCUCAAGAGAAAUCGGCUAAAAGUAAUUGCACUCAGAGUGUUUCAGCUGCUGUCAAGAAAGAGCAAGUCCAGAGUUUUGCUUUAGGGGAAGGUUUUCUGCAUAACCAUGAUGAGUGCAUCAAGGCAAAUCGACAAUCUAUGAGCUUGGAUUAUUUCCUGGAAACUGUUGCCCUUAAAAGAGAUUCUGUAUCUGUUGCAACUCCUCAGCACCCUGAACUGUCUAAGGCCCCGAAUCUGGAGCUUGAAAUUCCAAUGGAGAUCGAAGAGAUGGAAUUCGAAACUUGGGAUAUCUGCGCUCCUGCAAGUCCUCCAGCACCAAAGUCUCCAAGGUCUCCUGAUUGGAGUAUGGAUUUUACUAAUUUGGACUUUUCACCCUUGAAGCUGAAGGAGUCACCAGUCAAGAGCCUCAGAACUUAGUUUCUCUGCAUGAAAACCCUAGUAAUUACAGAGUAACAUUCAUUUCCUUGUGACAUCUUGGCUUUUUCCCAGUACGCUAGUAUUGUUCCAUGAUUGUAGAAUAACAUAGAAUGCUGCUUUCUUUUGUUGCUAGAGGGAGAUCAAUACUUUCUUGUGUUAUCUCCUUACUUUGUUGUAUUGAUCCAAUAUUAAAAGUGGAGUAUAAAUAUUAGUUUCAGAGCUCUUUGUUUUACUAGUCUGUUGUAUCCUCAAUGCACAUUUACGCAUCACACUUGUACGUUUCUAACAAUGCCUGUUGGCACAUUAAGAAUUGGUUUCACAA
Chenopodium quinoa (quinoa) is the source of this 1144-nucleotide messenger RNA. Its product is annotated as protein PATRONUS 2. Bases 163 to 822 code for a protein of 219 amino acids. Gene Ontology annotation, biological process: regulation of mitotic cell cycle. NCBI's taxonomy places the organism in Eukaryota, Viridiplantae, Streptophyta, Magnoliopsida, Caryophyllales, Amaranthaceae. The transcript has 4 exons. The record is from RefSeq and is a predicted model, not a curated record.